CUGAUCAUGAGUGGACGUGGCAAAGGAGGAAAAGGAUUGGGUAAAGGAGGCGCCAAGCGUCACAGGAAGGUGUUGAGAGAUAACAUCCAGGGUAUCACCAAGCCCGCUAUUCGUCGUCUUGCUCGUCGAGGUGGUGUCAAACGUAUCUCUGGACUGAUCUACGAAGAGACCCGUGGUGUAUUGAAGGUAUUCCUGGAGAAUGUCAUCCGUGAUGCCGUCACCUACACCGAGCAUGCCAAGAGGAAGACUGUCACCGCCAUGGAUGUCGUCUAUGCUCUGAAGAGGCAAGGCAGAACUCUGUACGGAUUCGGAGAACAAAUUUGAAGAUGAGUGAAUUCAAUUGCCUAGAAAAACUUGACUAGUACUUACUCUAUCAUCCCUAGAUGAAUAAAGAGCUAAGUUGAACAUGUGAACAUGGAGGAAUUUGAU
Octopus sinensis (East Asian common octopus) is the source of this 429-nucleotide messenger RNA. Its product is annotated as histone H4. Bases 7 to 324 code for a protein of 105 amino acids. Gene Ontology annotation, biological process: nucleosome assembly. Gene Ontology annotation, cellular component: nucleosome. The record is from RefSeq and is a predicted model, not a curated record. NCBI's taxonomy places the organism in Eukaryota, Metazoa, Mollusca, Cephalopoda, Octopoda, Octopodidae. Gene Ontology annotation, molecular function: DNA binding; protein heterodimerization activity; structural constituent of chromatin. The transcript has 2 exons.